CUUCGACUGGCCCGCCCCCUGUGACGACGCCGGAAGCCCGCCCCGUUCAUAGGACGCCGCGGCCGUCACUAGGCAGCACGGGGUUGCUGUGGUUACUACGGCCUCGGUUCGAGAGUGUUAGAAACGGCCGGAGGGAAGGCUUCGGCAGGACAAUGACGCUCCUCUGUCUGUGCCAGAUUUGCACAUGCGGGCUCCAUCGCUGUCCUCGGAGGCCUACAAGGAUUUAUGAAGAACUAGAUUUGAGUUGCCCCACCACUGAGUAUUCAGAAAAAUAUACCAGCUUUGAAAAUGUUAUUCCUUCACAAAAUAUUAAAUCUAUCAAGCAUAAACACCAAGCAAAUGGAGGCAAAAUGUCCGAACGUCUUCCCUGUGACACAUUUCAAGAAAUGGUUCAUGCACCAGAAGAAUACAGGCCAAAAAUGGUGGACACUGAUAUGACAACCACCUAUAAGGAGAAUUUUAAUGUUUACCCAUUACAACCUGCUGAAACAAUGAGGCCUCUGGACAGACAUCUUAUUAAAAAAGAAAAGCUGGAUACUCUUCCUACCUAUAAAGAUGAUUUCAGACCUUGGAAUACUGAGAAAAGUGAACUUGGUAAACAUCUGCCUACUGAGAAAUCUACAUUUCAGGAUGACUUAAGUCCUCAAAAGCUAUGUCCUAGGUCAAACUUUAAACCUUUGAACCUACUCUCCCAUUCUGUUAUUCCCUUUAAUGCUAUUACAAGCCAUCGCUCAUCAUAUGUGCCUCACCAGCUAGAACCCAAAUUUAUAAGACCAAAAGAAGUUUACAGGCCAAACAAUGAACCCUUUGAUGAUUUAACAACCCACCGCCAUGCCUACAAAGGCCUUUUUGGAGAACCUGCAAAGAUUUGUAGACCUACAGUCACCAAGGUGGCAAAAAACGCUCCAUUUAGGGAAAACACAGAAUUCCAGGAUAAUUUUCAGUCAUGGGAAAUUCCAUUGCCCAAGGUUCGAAAGUUAAUGGAGGAUGUCCCCUCAACAGGUCACAUGGAGCCAAGUAGCAAAAUCAAGCAAGAUCAUAUUUCAACUCAUAUGACCACAGGGGCUCCCAAAAAGCAAGUUUAUUCACAUAUCACUAAGUUUCCUUUUCAAGCAAGAAGCACUACGAAAGAUGAUUUCAAACUAUGGGACAAACCAUGUCGGCUAGGAAUGAUUAAGCCCAACAAUCAGAUUCCCAAGCCAUCUGGGAAGUUUGAAGGCUUGACCACUUUUAGGUCACAUUAUAUACCACAUGAGUUAAUUCCAACACUGAGUUUCAAACCUGUCCCCAUUGUCUGUCACAGCUCUGAACCAUUUGAUGAUACAACAAUGUACUCUACACAGUAUACAGCAAAGAUACAGGAGACGUGCCCAGCUAGCUAUACUUCCCCUCCAGGAUAUACAUUUGAAAAUACCAAUUCCCAUGGUCACAAAUUAUUCCGCAAGGAUAUUCCUUCUGGGAAGGACUUUUCCCCAUUAAUUGACAAGGUUUCCCAAUAAAUGGAUUUUAUGAGAUGCUAGAUUUCCUAGGCUGAUAGACCUAUGAGAAUCAAAACAUUUUAAUUAAUUGAUAAAGAGAAAAAUCUUCCUGGAAGAUUGAUCUUAUGAAGGAUUCACAGUAAAAUGUUUGAACUGGAUUUUUUUUUAACCUAAGGAAAUUUGAAGAUCUAUCAAGAGGGAUCAAUAUAUCUGCUUAUAGAAUCAGGUCUAUGAUUGAACUAGUAUGGAUAUUCCUUCCACCAAAGGUAAUCAUAACACCUUCAUGCCACAGGAGACAGUUCUUCCUAAGUUGCUAUGGUAAAAAAAAUCAUCAGUUACCACCCCUCUGUUAAUAAGCAUUUUUGAACUUAGCCAGGCUGAUCCCUUAGAAGUCAGGCAGGUCAUUGACAAGAUUGUACCCACAGCCUUUCUAGCUGGGUGACACCAGCCACAGCUUGUGUUCCACUAGCAUAGCCUCCAAGAGCCCCAGGAUCACCUCCUUGACAUCAGGAGGCAUUAAGAGUAGGGUGCGGAAAGAGCCUCAUGCAAUUAACAUUGAUAUUUUAGACCAUUUUUCUUGACAAUGCACUUAUAACCAUUUUACUUUGUAUAUUCCCAACGUAACUUAUUAUUCCUAACAUGCAGUUUGACAACUGGUCCUCGUUCUGUGAUCCUAUAUAAUGAUGACAUUUUUAUGUGCAAAUGAUGUAGUCAGGUGUCCAGCUGUUCAGUCAUUAAUGUCAAUCUGCUUAUGAAAUAUAGUCAUUCAGCACACAGUAAAUUAAACUCAGAUCAAAUUUGGCAUAUAAAGUAUGAUUCUUAAUAUAAAUUAUGCUUUUGGAGACUCAGGUAGUUCAUGGUCAUUCAUAUGCUUAUGCUAAUUUAUUAAGUAUUUUUAGAUUUUUUUCCAAUAUAGGCAUAUUCCACAUAAUGUUGCCCCAACCAAGAUCAUGUUGUAAUAAUGAUAACUUACAUUUUAUAUAUAGCACAGGCUUAAUAAAUACUUAUCAAAUGACUAAAUAUAGUGUUUUAUAAUGUACAAAAUGCUUUAUAACAAUUCUGUUAAUUAUAUAGUAUGACUAUUAUUAUUAUUAUUAUUACUUCCAUUUUACAGAUGAGGAAACCAAGGUGUAGAGAGGUUAACCACUUACCUGGUCAUAGCUACUGCAUUCUCUCACCUUCGUACCUUUGCUCAGGCUAUUUCUUAGGCCUGAAAUGACCUCCUUUCCCAUGUUUGCCUUUUGAACUAACUACCCCUGCAUACUCCCACAAAAUGCUACAUCAUCCAAGAAGUUUACACUGAUUGAACAGAUUUGGCAAUAACCUUCCCCCUUCAAUGUUGCCAUAAUACUGUUGUGUAAUUGUCUCAUGCAUUACAGGCCAUCGGGGUUUAAGCCCUUAUCUUCCUACUAGACUGUAAUUUCCAUAGGCUUAAGGAUUAUCUUUUAUCUAUACUUUUUGUCUCCCUUGGCAUCUAGCACAAUACCCUGCACUCAAUAGGUGCUAAAUAAACAUUCCUUUUAUUGAAUGUUGGAGCCAGAGGAAUAAACCUAAGCCUGCUGACUCCAAAACUGGUGCUCUUACCAUCCUCUUGCCUCUCACAUUGACAGUAUAACCACAUCCCACCUCCCAAAUAUCUGAUCUGUGCCAAAAUUAACCCAACCUUAGCCUCUGCCUUGGAUGGUCCCUGCUAGCCUUUCUUUGCCCAGGAGCCUCAGCUUAAUCCACUCCAGCAGCUGAGACUCCACUCAGCUCCCUUUCUAUGGAACUAACUCUCCCCGGUUUUUUUUGGUUUUGUUCUUAAGGGAAAAGAGUGAAUAAGGGACAUUAAGACAUAGUGUAUCUGAAUACCAAAGAAAUCUUGAAUACAGCUUCUGAAAUGCUGUAGUAUUCAUUUUUACCAGAGCGCCAUAUAAUUUGUCUUUCCAGAGUAAUUAAUGAAAGGUAACAUAACCUAAGGCAGAGAAUCUGUGGAGGCCACAUGAGAAGUGCUUAAUUAACAAUUCACUUUCUUCACUAGGGCAAGACAAAGUAGGGCAUAAUGGACAAACAUCGGAUCUAGUCCCACAUUUAAUGCAUUGGAGUGCAUAAUGCAUAUAACUCUAGACAAGUUAUUUAACAUAUUGGAGUCUUUUUUUCCUUAUCUAUAAAACAAAGAUACUAUUAUCAGCCCUGACUACCUCACCAGGUUGUUUUAAGGAUCAAGUGAGGAAAUGGAUAGGAAAUCAUACAAUUUAUGUUUCAAAGCUCUCUCCACCAUAGUAGAUCACAGCCCGUCUAAACCAGAGUACGCAGUCUUCAGGAGCAGCAAAGGGUAAACAAAUGUCUUAACUGGUGGUUAGCCUAUUGGUGGUCAGCCUUCCCUAGGUUACUUAAUCUGACUUCUAGAUGACAAGCAUAUAGUACAUUGAGAGGCCCAUACAUUUUGGUAUGACCUAUCAGUGUGUGUUUUGCUUCACAGACUUUGAGAAUUCAGAAGUUCAAGUUAAUUCAAUAAACAUUCAGUAGGUGCCUGCUAUGCAUCAAGUACUGUGCUAAAAGCUGGGGGAUACAACAAGAGGCUAAAGACAGUCCUUGCCUUCUAGAAGCUUACAGUCUAACGGUUCUCAUCUACUCCAUGAUGAAACUUUGGAGCACCUCUAUGGAGGAUAAAAUUGUAAGGCAUUAAAUUACACUCUCUCUAUUCCACAGUCAUGCAAGUUCAAUUUAACAGGUGCUAAAUAAGCACUCCCUACAUAAUGAAUUCACAGGUCCAAACUUUACUGAGAUAUGUUAAUGAAUUGUGUGCUAGGCAAUGGGGAUACAAAGAUAGAUUUUAAGUAUACCUUGCUUUCAAGCUGCUUGCAAUCUCAUAAGAGAAAAUCACAAUUAUCUGUGUGAUUUUGGAUAAUACAUUUAAUCUCCCUGGGCACUGGAUGUUAGAUCAUAGGUCUAUAGAGACAGAAGGGAUGUCUAAAUGGCUCAGUGGAUACAGUACCCCACCUGGAGUCAGGAAGUUAAGUCUUCUGAAUUCAAAUCCUGCC
Molecule: messenger RNA, 4501 nt
Organism: Phascolarctos cinereus (koala)
Lineage: Eukaryota; Metazoa; Chordata; Mammalia; Diprotodontia; Phascolarctidae
Gene: SAXO2
Product: stabilizer of axonemal microtubules 2
Cellular component (GO): centriole; ciliary basal body; cytoskeleton
Molecular function (GO): microtubule binding
Source: RefSeq, a predicted model, not a curated record